AUGGCCGAAGUCUCCACUUAUGAUUACAUUAUUAUCGGAGGAGGCACAGCAGGACUUGUCCUGGCAAAUCGCCUCUCCGAGGAUCCUCGACUCUCUGUGGCUGUUGUCGAGGCAGGCGGAGAUGCCAGCGGGGAUCCAAGAAUCGCUAUUCCAGGUUUGUGGGCUAGGGCCCUCGAUUCAGAGUUAUUGCUUACUAGCCCGCAGGUGGAAUUAGGCGACAGAAUCAUUGGUCAUGCGAAAGGCAGAGUAUUGGGCGGAUCCACAAUUAGGAAACCAUUUCCAUACCUCCAGAAGGCAUUCACGCUUAGUCUUCCGGGCGAUGAAACCGCAUCGCAUCUUUCAACGCCUUGGGCAGAGGAUUUUGCAAGAAGUGCCACUGGGCCGGUUGAAGGUUCAUUUCCUAGAGUCAAGGAGGAUCUAAUUGGCAAAGCCUGGGUAGAGGCAAUCUGCACACUGAGAUAUCCGCUAAGCAACAGCCCCUUCGGAGGACACUCUAUCGGGCCGUACAAUGCCGCCUCUACAGUCGACCCGGCCACCAAAAAAAGGAGCUCCUCUACCACAGCCUACUACGUGCUGGCAUCUGGAAGACCGAACUUGAAAGACUUCUAUAAUUGCCUUGUAACGAAAAUUCUUCUCGACCAAGCUGACACCAGCACCGGAGAGUGGAUAGCAACGGGAGUGGAGUUCUCCGAGAAUGGCACCGAGAGAGCUUUGCGUACGAAUCUGGCGGUUGUUCUAUCUGCUGGGGCACUCAAUUCUCCGAAGCUACUUGCGCUGUCGGGCAUCGGAGAUCCAGAAGUUCUGCAGUCUCACCAAAUUGAGGUUAAGAUCGCAAACCCUUAUAUUGGCACUAAUCUCCAAGACCAUAUCCUUACUAGCAUUAGCUUCGAGGCUAAAGAAGGAGUGUUCACUGGGGAUGAUCUACUCCGUCAGGAUCCAACCGCAAUCGAGCUCGCCAUGAAUCUAUACCAAGCUCACAAAGCAGGCCCCUUUUGCUCCAGCGGCGUUUCCUCAUUUGCCUAUCUUCCAACUGUUGAGCUCGUCGAAGCACCACUUGAAAGGGACAUCAUUUUGGCGGAAUUAGCUAGAACAAGCACGAACCAUCCACUCGAUUCCACUCGAAUUCAAUUCGUCCAGAAACUUCUCCAGGGCGCUGACGAGGGCACUGGGCAGUAUUUCAUAUUUCUAGCGCAAUCGACAUCUGGAAAUUUUAUCACCCUCUUAGUCACCCUCUCGCACCCGCUCUCCACAGGGAGCGUGCACAUAUCCUCUGCAGAAGCAACCGCGGAACCCGCAAUUGAUCACCAAUAUCUCUCUAACCCGAUUGACAUGGAACUUCAUUCCAGGCACGUGCGCUAUCUUGGGACGAUCGCGGCUAGUGCCCCAAUGGCCUCACUUCUUAAACCUAACGGGCGACGACAACACGAAUCAGCAUUCCUGAAUGCUGAUCUGGACAAGGCGAAGGAGUUAGUUAAAGUCGGCUCUACCACAAAGUGGCACUCUGCCGGCCCCUGUGCCAUGGCACCUAGAGACAAGGGAGGGGUCGUGGAUGAGAAUCUCCAUGUUUAUGGGGCCAAAAACUUAAGGGUUGUAGAUGCAAGCGUAUUUCCACUAGUUCCGCAAAGGAACACAAGGAGCUUAGUCUAUGCUGUCGCAGAAAGAGCCAGCGAUAUUAUUAAGGAUGAAUUUGGAUAUAUAAAUAUGUAA
This is a messenger RNA of Lindgomyces ingoldianus, 1707 nucleotides long. RefSeq names its product glucose-methanol-choline oxidoreductase-like protein. Gene Ontology annotation, molecular function: oxidoreductase activity, acting on CH-OH group of donors; flavin adenine dinucleotide binding. The transcript has 4 exons. Lineage: Eukaryota; Fungi; Ascomycota; Dothideomycetes; Pleosporales; Lindgomycetaceae. The record is from RefSeq and is a predicted model, not a curated record. Bases 1 to 1707 code for a protein of 568 amino acids.